AUGUCCACUGCCCACCUUACAACCCCGGCUUUUAGGGACCCAGGAGCGUAUGACUAUCUGUCGGCUAAGACUGACUAUGCCUACGCAGAAGGGAAGGGAGAUGAUGAUGACGACAGCCAGCCACCAGCACUUCCAUCCACCCACACUAGGCCCUCUCUGGAUUCUAGGAGGCCCUCAAAUGUCCCUCGGUUGUCUCGGGCAGGGAUCGGAUACUACACUCCCCCAAUGGAGAUGACUUCAUUUGCUGGCUCUUCCAGAGGGAUCAUGGAACAGCUGAGGAAUGAUGACGGAGAUGACCUCAGCAUCAGGGAUGGGGGAUAUCUGACUAUGGAGGCAUCCAUGCCAGACUAUGCCAACCAGCACCAUGACCCUUACUUGAGGGCCCAGGACGACACCUCUCGUGAAAUAAGGUAUGGAUAUCUGCCCCUGAAUACCAGUGGAAGAGGAGAGCAGCAUCCAUCCAGUGAGUACUACAAUGGCCAUGACAGACCAGCUGACACGCGGUACGGAUAUCAAAACCGCCAUUCCAGGACACCUGUGGAGGACAGUAGUGAGCAAGACAGGCCAGGUGACACACGGUACGGACAUCAAAGCCGCCAGUCCAGGACACCUGUGAAGGACAGUAGUGAGCAUGACAGGCCAGGUGACACACGGUACGGACAUCAAAGCCGCCAGUCCAGGACUAUGGAGGACAGUACUGAGCACGAUAGGCCAGACUAUGUAAGGUCUAGGAACCAAAGUCAUCAGUCCAUGGAACCAGAGAUGAGCAAUAGUCAGCAGCAAGACAGGAACAACCAACAUGCUUCUCCUGACAGGAGCGACAAACGUCGUUAUUCCCACCAGGACUCUUCAGGGCCACAAGGUGAUCACAGUACACCUUGGCAGUAUGUUAGCCCUCAUGCACUUCAAACCAGAAACAACAGCCAAACACGUCACCAUCCCCAUGGAGGACAAAGAGAUGAUGGACAUUCCCGGAAAUUCAGCUACACGAAAAACGUCCAACCAUCACCAUCAACUGGCAAGGACAAAGCUCCAGAGCGUCCCCAUCGCAAACUACGAAGGUCAGGCAGGAAGAAGUCUGGGAACAGCACCGACCCACUUUUGUCUCCACACAAUGAUGACCUCUCUGGCAACCAGUUGGAAGAGGGAGAAGUGGAUCUUUGGGGACAAUUCAGUUAG
Branchiostoma floridae (Florida lancelet) is the source of this 1179-nucleotide messenger RNA. RefSeq names its product transcription termination factor Rho-like. The transcript is spliced from 3 exons. NCBI's taxonomy places the organism in Eukaryota, Metazoa, Chordata, Leptocardii, Amphioxiformes, Branchiostomatidae. The record is from RefSeq and is a predicted model, not a curated record. The coding region runs from base 1 to 1179 and encodes 392 amino acids.